AUGGCGUCUCAGCCAGCCGAAAACGUUGCAGAAGCUCUGCUCAAGCGGGCUCACUCCCCGGACACCGCCGGUACCAUCUUCCGCGAGCGCGUGAAACAACGCCCAUUGCUCCUCAGGCCCAGCUCACCGGACCCAAAGCGAGACGCGCGGUCGAAGCGGCAAUAUGACCGCUUGCAAAAGUCCAAGAAGCAGCGCAAGUCCACGAACAACAAGCCGAAACCGCUGUCAGCGAAGCAGAAGCGCGCCUUGUGUAUCUACGAAAUCCCGAAAGAGCAGCAGAAGUACGCCAUCUAUGAGCCGCUGCAUCUGAUGUGGUGUGCCUACAUGCGCGAGAUACUCAAUCUUGGUGUGAGUGAGGGAAAGCGGACGUAUGUCGAUGCGAAUAGUGCCGGCCCGGUGCUGGUCGGUGCUGAUUAUCAUGGUGCGCUGGUGGAGGUGGUGAGGAGUCGGUGUGCGAGUAGGGUGGGGAGGAAGGGGAUUGUGGUCAAGGACACGAAGUUCACGUUUGAGGUUGUGACGAUGAAGGACGAGUUGAAGAUAUUGCCGAAAGAGCAUAGUGUUUUUAGGUUUGAGGUGCCGUUUGAGAGAAAACAGGAGGAGGGUGGAGAGGGUGGAGGGAUUGAAGAUAGGGUAGUCGGACGAAGGCCAUUGUGCUUUGAGAUUCAUGGGAGUCAGUUUGAGACGAGGGCGCCGGACAGGGCGAAUCGCAAGUUCAGGAUGCACUUCGACCCAGACCUCUAGGGCAAAUCCUCUCGCGUUGGAGCAAAUGACUCGCACUCUCUCGAGCCAUGUCAACCUCGCGCACCCGCACAUGUGUGCUUGUCAUCUGGUCGAGCGUGCCAUACCUCAUUGCAGUGACAAGAGCUCAUUUGGGGAGAUGGUAAACUUCACUGCUCGUACCUUCCGCCACCGUAUGCGCUCAAGCCUUGCACGUGCCUUCCGUUUCUGGCUAGAGCAAACACUUUACUAUUCCGUGGCAAUAUCUUCCACGUCCGUCCCAAGACCGUGAUUAACAACCA
Molecule: messenger RNA, 1019 nt
Organism: Baudoinia panamericana UAMH 10762
Lineage: Eukaryota; Fungi; Ascomycota; Dothideomycetes; Mycosphaerellales; Teratosphaeriaceae
Exons: 1
Coding region: 1-741 (246 amino acids)
Biological process (GO): tRNA 5'-leader removal; rRNA processing
Cellular component (GO): ribonuclease P complex; ribonuclease MRP complex
Molecular function (GO): ribonuclease P RNA binding
Source: RefSeq, a predicted model, not a curated record